Molecule: messenger RNA, 1709 nt
Organism: Talaromyces proteolyticus
Lineage: Eukaryota; Fungi; Ascomycota; Eurotiomycetes; Eurotiales; Trichocomaceae
Exons: 4
Coding region: 130-1704 (524 amino acids)
Biological process (GO): regulation of DNA-templated transcription
Molecular function (GO): DNA-binding transcription factor activity, RNA polymerase II-specific; zinc ion binding
Source: RefSeq, a predicted model, not a curated record
CUCAGCUUCGUGGCCUCUCUCACGCGACGCUCACUACUGGUUGCCAUGAAAAUCCCCUGACUUCUCGAUUCAAUGUCCUUUCACAAUCGACAACGUGAAACGGCACUCUGUUGAGAGGCCGUCGUACAAAUGAGACGCGAUAAUGGUGCCGGCGCGGUGGUCAGCUCCAGGUCCAGGGUAUUCCGCCCUUGCUUGACGUGUCGUCGUCGAAAGAUCAGUUGCGAUAAAGCGAAGCCGAAAUGCAAACGAUGCCACCAGACCGGAUACCAAUGCGAAGGCUAUGGUGAGGAGCGAAGCUUUGUCUACGUCGUCCCUACCAAGAUAUCCACGACCCGCACGUCUGAUGGGUCAACUGACGAAGGCAAUACAAAAAAGAUCACCCUGAAGUCAUCCCGGCAAGUGCCGCUCCAGUCGCUCACUCCUUCGAUCCACUCGGUCUCUGCCAACCGAAUACAGGUGUUGUCGUAUUUUCUGGAUAGUUAUCUUCCGGGUCGACCAGCACAUCCUCGGGAAGAUCAGACUGCUUUGACUUGGAUAAGAAGUUGGCCUUUGAGUCUCGGAAAAUGGAAUUUUUUGGACAUGUCUCUAUCCGCACUGUCUCUCGCAUAUAUUGGAGAUAUGCAUCAAAAUCAAACCUUACUCCAUCAGGGAGAGCGUUGUUAUGAUGAGGCUCUGAUGCGGAUGCGAGCGAGACUAUCUCAGAAUUCGAUCGAUGAAGGGGUCCUAGCCGCUUGCAUGAGCAUGUCGAUAUACGAACUCUUCCAUACUACAGGUAACAGUCCACAAGGCUGGAUGUUUCACGUGAAAGGGGCGUGUCAUUUGCUCAGGUUGCGAGGGCCACCAUCAGAAAACUCGCCGCUCGAUAUGAACCUUUAUCGACGAAUACGAGCUGCCGCGUUGUGGGACUCCUAUGGAAGUGGAAAACCGACAUUUCUUGCCGGGCUUGAAUGGUGUGGCUUAUCUGAUAUGCCAUAUGAUCGGUUGCUCGACAUUUUGAUUCGUCUUCCCUCAUUACUAGCAAAGGCAGAUCAGAUCGAAUCAACUUCUAAAGACGUAGAUGCGAUACGAGCAGCUCAGGAGCUCCUUGGGAAAUGCCAUGCACUACGGGACGAGCUGAUUUUCUGGUAUGCGGGGUUUCAAUCUGAGGAAAGCGGUCCUCUGUUCUACCUGGAAUUAGAAGAGCGACACCCGUAUCUUGAUCCGGACUCUGAUUUGCAGGAUGUAUUCCCAGAGAGUGUUACAUUUCAGAAUGCUUAUAUAGCUCAGAUUCUUUUGCUGUAUUGGUAUGGCGAGGUAGUAGUGCACAGCAUCAUGUCGCAUAUGCAUAGGUUUACCCAGAAAAAUACUCAGAAUGUCGACAACACGGCGACAGCUACGCCACCAGAACAACAAGUUACCGGUGAUGUGAUCAGGGACGUCGAUACAGUUGGCGAACACUUCGCGUCCAAGAUAUGUCAAGCCAUGGCUGGGUGCGGACGGAAUUGUCUCCAGGGUUACGGUUUUCAGAUCGCCUUGGUUCCUUUAUGGGCUGCCCAGCAGUUCUUUUUUCAACGAUCGCCCCGGAAAUAUAAGUGGUGUCAAACUGUCCUCGUCAAUUUCAGUACCAAGGGGUUUGUGCUAGCACAAUCCCUAGGUAGGUUAGCACUUCGACAGUAUCCUGGAAGGAAGAUUGAGGAAUCUCUACCUGCUGACGAAGUGGAUUGACGAAA